Molecule: messenger RNA, 1104 nt
Organism: Monascus purpureus
Lineage: Eukaryota; Fungi; Ascomycota; Eurotiomycetes; Eurotiales; Aspergillaceae
Source: the annotation of a GenBank genome assembly
CAAUCUCAACCUCAUCGACGUCCGUCCAUCCCGUCGACGCUGUUCACUCCCGCUGCCAUUGCCAUCAUACUCCCCCCUCUCGCCCACUGUCCGUCUGUUAUGGCGUCCCCCGUGUCUGUCUCCAGGCUGAUCGCCUACCGUCGUGCUGCGCCCUCCCUUUUCUCCUCCCUCCGUCCUCUGGGCCCCAUCGCCGGCUUCUCCUCCUCGGCAUCCAGAGCUGCUACACCCGCCGGCCCCCCUCCGUCUGGCUUCCGUUUGCCCCCUCCAAAGAGAUGGGACCAGAAUCCAGAGUCCUCGUUGGAUAGUGCCAGCAAAUACUUCCUACUAGCAGAGAUGUUCCGCGGCAUGUAUGUCGUGCUGGAGCAGUUCUUCAGACCACCUUACACUAUCUACUACCCCUUCGAAAAGGGCCCCAUCUCUCCGCGCUUCCGUGGCGAGCACGCCCUGCGCCGCUAUCCUACUGGUGAAGAACGUUGUAUCGCCUGCAAGCUUUGCGAAGCCAUCUGCCCCGCCCAGGCUAUUACCAUCGAGGCCGAAGAGCGUGAGGAUGGAAGCCGUCGCACGACCAGAUAUGAUAUCGACAUGACCAAGUGUAUCUACUGUGGAUACUGCCAGGAGAGUUGCCCUGUGGAUGCCAUUGUUGAAACUCCCAAUGCUGAAUAUGCUACCGAAACCCGUGAAGAGCUGUUGUACAAUAAGGAGAAACUGUUGGCGAAUGGCGACAAGUGGGAGUCGGAGAUUGCUGGUGCCAUCAGAGCUGAUGCCCCUUACCGAUAAAAUAUAUCGGAAUAGAUGAUUCUGUUUAUUAGCACGUUGACCACUUUGGAUUUCAGACGCUGUGGUUGAGGGAUGGGAAGAUAAAAAGGGAACCCAUCCGCAAGAGAACUACUUACCCCCUUCGAGGAUGAAAGCAAGUCUUUUCUUUGUCAUAUUGUAAACGAGACCAUCUUCGAACCUUCUUCGCUUAUUCUUUUUUUUUUUUUUUUUUUUCCUGUACAUACAAAUAUACAUACCCAAUAUGCUCUACUGGCCUUCGUCAGACAGGAUGCUUACUACCUGCUGCUUUAUCAUAUAAUGUCCUAAGACGUCACUGCAGGUGAAUUU